AUGCAUCCCAUCGGCCGAAAGCGUCGGGUCACCACCUGUGUGCCCUGCUACACCAGGAAACAGAGGUGCAACCGCCAAUACCCGUGCAACCAUUGCACCCGACGUCGACGGCCGGAGGAGUGUGUCUACCACUCCAUCAUUACUGGAGACUCCUCGAACAGUUUGCUCUUGAAGCCUACGAGAGACGGUGAGCCCCAGGAACCCCCCAAUAUCCACUUAUCACAUGGUUCUCCCAAGGCCUCUCCGGCCGAGACACAGAAUAGCUCGUCUAAUUCACGCUCAGCUCUGGCUAGAUCGUUCGGCUACUUCGAGCACAGUGAUUCUAACACAAUGGCUUUGCUAAAGAAGUGGGACUUGGAUGGCGAAGGGGACACAGACAAAAGCACCCAGGGCAUGUCAAGUGAAGUGCUACAGAAGUACUUCGUCGAUGAAUUGAACUGGAUGAAACAGAUCAUCCACCCGCCCAGCUUUCUGAUACAGUAUCAACAGUGGUGGACGAAGGAGUGGCCCCUCUCUGUGGAAGACAUCGAGUUGGCUGCUCUGAUACUUUGGAUCGGUGCCUACUCGGCGCAGUUCCUGCCCUCUCCGACCCAUACCCUUGAUCGAAUCCUGGGGCUGUCACUCUCGGACAUUCGGGACACCUGUAGUAAUCUUGGUGGUGGGCUUGCCAGAGCCUGUCUGUCUUGGCACGGGUAUGACCAUGCAGCUGGGAACGUGGCGCAGAUCGGGGCGACGGUUAUUUGCCUUGUGGUGGCAAGUCAGGUGUUUCAGUCCACUGCCGUACAUAAUCUGAAUGCGGUGCUGGAUGGGAGGGGGUAUAGAGAGGCGGAUAUUCGGAACGCGAUGGCCGGGGUGCAGAGUACGUUGUUGAAGAGCUUGAGUGGGGAGUUGAGGGAACGGGCUAUCAAGGCUAUUACGGAUGCGAUGGCGAGGGCGUUUAUUAUUCCGUUGGUUGCGGGGGCUGUUGGGGUUGUGAGUUCGUUGGGGAUGAGGAGGGAGAGGUUGUUUGUAUAG
Messenger RNA from Aspergillus eucalypticola CBS 122712, 1014 nucleotides. RefSeq lists its product as uncharacterized. Gene Ontology annotation, cellular component: nucleus. Lineage: Eukaryota; Fungi; Ascomycota; Eurotiomycetes; Eurotiales; Aspergillaceae. Gene Ontology annotation, biological process: regulation of DNA-templated transcription. The record is from RefSeq and is a predicted model, not a curated record. The transcript has 6 exons. Gene Ontology annotation, molecular function: DNA-binding transcription factor activity, RNA polymerase II-specific; zinc ion binding. Bases 1 to 1014 code for a protein of 337 amino acids.